Messenger RNA from Trichoderma reesei QM6a, 489 nucleotides. RefSeq lists its product as uncharacterized. The transcript has a single exon. Gene Ontology annotation, biological process: vacuolar protein processing. The record is from RefSeq and is a predicted model, not a curated record. Lineage: Eukaryota; Fungi; Ascomycota; Sordariomycetes; Hypocreales; Hypocreaceae. The coding region runs from base 1 to 489 and encodes 162 amino acids. Gene Ontology annotation, cellular component: intracellular membrane-bounded organelle.
AUGGCUCAAAAAGCGAAAAAGGACCGCGCCAAGUCCAACGCGGCGUCCCUCAACAGCCUGCACACCGGCACCCUCAUCGUCCACGCGCUCUUCCUCCUCUCCAACUUCCUCUUCCGAUCCCGCUCCCUCCUCGCGUACGCCCUCCUCUCCGUCCCGAGCCUCGUCUGCGAGUACAUCCUCGAGACGUCCGGCCGGCCCAAGUACGAUGCCGCGACGGGCGCCCUCAAGACGUCCGGCGAGGACCUGGCGGCCGCCGGCCUGACGGAGUACAUGUUCGACGUCAUCUGGGUGACGUGGGCGUCUCUCGUGGCCGUGAUUUUGUUUGGAAACUGGGGCUGGAUCCUGUUCGCUACUGUCCCUGCGUACGGCGCAUACAUGGGCUACGGACUGUUGGGCAUGGGCAAGAAUGCGCUGGCUCAGAUGCAGGACGGGGGCAAUGCCGGCAACGCUGCGCCGCAGGGAAACCGUCGGUCACGAAGGACUGCAUAA